Molecule: messenger RNA, 822 nt
Organism: Hydatigera taeniaeformis
Lineage: Eukaryota; Metazoa; Platyhelminthes; Cestoda; Cyclophyllidea; Taeniidae
Source: the annotation of a GenBank genome assembly
AUGCCCGGUCGAACCUUCCGAAGAUUGACGAAAAUUUUGCUAACCGGUGUAGCGGUAACUGCCGCCCUCUCCGGCACAUAUGUCGGGACCGACACUUCUAAAUCGUUCUAUCACGUACUGGCGACAUCGUGCACAUUGAAAGACUCACUUAAAGCCCAGGUAACACCAUGGGACUAUAGUUGGGAUAAUCGUCAGACUAACCAUUCGGAGAAUUCCGAAAAAUCACCGAAGCCGAAGGCUAGUCGUCACAUCCUCCUCGUGCGUCACGGCCAAUACCACUUCUCUGAAGAUGACUCUGAAUGCCAUCUAACUAAUCUAGGACGUCAACAACUAGAUCUCACCGGUCGCCGAUUAAAACAGCUCAAUUUCCCAUACACCCAUAUUUUCUAUUCAACAAUGACGCGCGCUAUCGAAUCAACUGACGAAAUAAUCAAGCACCUCCCAGGGGUUCCUGCGACUCCUUGCGACCUCAUCCGCGAGGGCGCUCCUUUCCCCCCAGAGCCGGCGGUCCUCAACUGGCCGCAGGAUGGGGCUACAGCUUUUGAAGAGGAUGGACCGCGGAUAGAGACCGCCUUUGCAAACUACAUCCACCGGGCAGAGCCCACUCAAAGCGAGGACUCAUAUGAGAUUUUGGUCUGCCAUGGUAAUGUUAUUCGCUACUUUGUGUGUCGAGCACUUCAGCUACCGCCAGAGGCAUGGAUCCGAAUGUCGCUGGAUCAUGGAAGCCUCACAUGGCUUACUAUCCGACCGUCCGGUACCGUUUCCCUUAGGUGGCUUGGCAACUCCGGUCACAUGCCCCCCGACAAGCUUAGCCUCAGCUAG